AUGAGUACUCAAAGAGCUCGUUCAUUUACGCACAAGCUUGCCAGUAUUACUUCAGAAGCAACAUGUCUUUUCCAACACUGUAACAUUACCUCUCGUCAGCCUUUUUUAAAAACUAGUCAUCUACAGCCGCAACUUUGUCAAAAUUAUGAGCAAUGGAUUCAACUAAACAAGGAGACUUUACCAGCAUCCAUUCUAAAUUCAAAUCUUACUCAACUAAAUAAAGCAACAACUCAGGCUAUAAGAAUCCUUAACGCAGAUCCUACUAUUGCUUUUCGGUUUGCCCAUACAAUACCAAAGAGAUAUUUUCAACGUCGAACGUUAUUUACGAAUACAAGCAAUCGUUUUAUUAACUACCGUCAUUUAAAUAGAAUAGAACAAGAAGCCAAUGCUUCUCCAACAGAUGCUUUAAAACAGGCAACAUUAUACAAGGAAUGGUUUAGGGUGAAUAAUACGAAGGCAAUUAUCAAUCGUUUUGAAAAAGGAAACUUUACACAUAAUGAUGAAAGUUUGAAAUAUUAUAUUGCAGCUGUAGCACGUACGAUAAAAGCAGAAGAAGUACUACCAAAAAUUUUACAAAAAUUAGAAGAAUUAGGAUAUGCGGUCAUAAAGAAAGCAGAGAGUUCUUCUGAGGUAAACAAGUUAACAAAGGAUAUUGUCCAACAAGUAAUUGCUAGUCGUCAAGGAGGCGUAGUGAAUAAAGUGAUAGAAGGAGGAACAGGUCAGAAAUCCAAUCCAAUUUAUGUUGUAGUUGAGGAAGCACGUAAAUAUAUGUUCUGGAAAGCACUUCGAUGGGUAGGAGUGACAUUGACGUAUGCCUUUUGUAUUUUGACAAUUCUAUCCCUUGCAUUGGAGAACUCUGGGUUAUUAAAGACAACGAAUCCACAGAAUGAAUAUGAGCCCGUCACUCAGACCACAGUUCGAUUUGAGGAUGUACAAGGUGUAGAUGAAGCAAAACAAGAAUUAGAAGAAAUUGUUGAAUUCUUAAAGAAUCCUCAUCGAUUUACUGAAUUAGGUGGUAAAUUACCAAAGGGUGUCCUUUUAACAGGUCCCCCUGGUACGGGUAAAACCAUGUUGGCACGAGCUGUGGCUGGUGAAGCCAAUGUACCCUUUUUCUUUAUGAGUGGUAGUGAAUUUGAUGAAAUGUAUGUGGGUGUAGGCGCAAGAAGAAUUCGAGAAUUAUUUGCUGCUGCGAGAGCAAAGGCACCUAGUAUUGUAUUUAUUGAUGAAAUUGAUGCCAUUGGAUCUAAAAGAAAUCCUAAAGAUCAAUCUUACAUGAAACAAACAUUAAAUCAAUUACUAGUUGAUCUGGAUGGAUUUUCUCAAACAGAGGGUGUCAUUUUCAUUGCUGCAACAAAUUUCCCUGAAUUAUUAGAUAAAGCAUUAGUUCGACCUGGACGAUUUGAUAGAACAGUUAAUGUUCCAUUACCUGAUGUGAGAGGAAGAGUAGAGAUUUUGAAACAUCACAUGAAGAAAGUGCAUGUAGCCAAUGAUGUCGAUGUCACUGUAGUAGCCAGAGGUACAUCUGGUUUUAGUGGAGCUGAUUUAGCUAACCUGGUCAAUCAAGCUGCUAUUCAAGCAAGUCGUGAAAAUAGUAAAGAAGUUACUUUAAGUCAUUUAGAGUACUCUAAAGAUAAAAUUAUUAUGGGAGCUGAGCGUAAAUCGGCUGUGAUUACAGAAGAGAACAAAAGAUUAACUGCUUAUCAUGAAGGAGGACAUGCACUUGUUGCUUAUUAUACUCCUGGUGCGAUGCCCUUACAUAAAGCCACCAUUAUGCCAAGAGGUGCUGCAUUAGGUAUGACAGUUCAAUUACCAGAAAUGGACAAGGAUUCAUAUACCAAAAAGGAGUUUACUGCUAUGAUUGAUGUUUGUAUGGGAGGUAGAGUAGCAGAAGAAUUGAUCUUUGGUCAAGAAAACGUAACAAGUGGAUCUAGUAAUGAUAUUAUGAAGGCCACAAAUAUUGCUAAACGUAUGGUUCGUUAUUAUGGUAUGAGUGAUAAAGUGGGACCGGUUAAUCAUGAUGAUGAUGAUAUGCAAAUACUAAGUGCAGAUACAAAGAAAUUAAUUGAAAGUGAAAUAGUUGAAUUUAUUGAAGCAGCAGAAAGAAGAGCCAAACAGAUUUUAAUAGAGCAUCGUGAAGAAUUAGACAGAUUAGCCAAUGCUUUAGUAGAAUAUGAGACCUUGGAUUAUCAAGAGAUUAUAGAUAUUUUGGCUGGUAAACCAUUAUCAAGGCCAAAAUAA
This is a messenger RNA of Cokeromyces recurvatus, 2238 nucleotides long. RefSeq names its product peptidase family M41-domain-containing protein. The record is from RefSeq and is a predicted model, not a curated record. The transcript has 6 exons. Gene Ontology annotation, biological process: mitochondrion organization; protein quality control for misfolded or incompletely synthesized proteins. Gene Ontology annotation, molecular function: ATP-dependent peptidase activity; metalloendopeptidase activity; ATP hydrolysis activity. NCBI's taxonomy places the organism in Eukaryota, Fungi, Mucoromycota, Mucoromycetes, Mucorales, Mucoraceae. Bases 1 to 2238 code for a protein of 745 amino acids. Gene Ontology annotation, cellular component: mitochondrial inner membrane.